AAUUAAUGAAACUCAUAUCUCAAGGCACCACUGUACUAAUGUGCAUCUCCGUUAAAUCAAAUUUCGGAUGACUAAACAAUGGUUAUUUCCGGUUACAAGUUUAUUUUGAAAGGUCAAGGAAGAAGUGUUUUCGCCCACUAUAAGGAAUUGAUAGCUGCAUCUUGCGUUCACGUUCCGCUGCGUGGAAAGACGUCCAACUCCUUAUCCCACUGGACCUUUUUUGAGUUUUUGUAGGAUACAAAUUGAAAACACGUUUGUGGACUACAAAUAAUGUAAUGGUUAAUCUCAUUGUUUUGUCUGGACGAAAGAGCAAAGAUGAAAAGUUUCAUUUUGUUCAUGGCGUUUUUCUCCGCGUCUUUGCUGAUGGCGUGUGGACGCCACCCCACUUGCAACUUCCUUGUGGAGGUGGAGAAUGAUCAUGCCGAGUGUGUGAAGAGACUCCAGGAGGAAGAGAGACGAGCGCCACACGAAGAGGCAGGCUGCAAAGGCACUUGGGAUAAUGUCACGUGCUGGGAACACACCGGGAUUGGCCAGACUGCCACCAUACCUUGUCCUCGCUUCCUCACCACCGUUUUUGGCACCAAUGGUAAAGUCCAACCAGGACCCACACCUCCUCCUCGUCCUACUCCUUCAUUUCAUUCAUCAACACCUCAUGCAGGGAACAUCAGCAGGAAGUGCACAGCGUCCGGAUGGUCCGAGGUGUUCCCCAACAUAACCAGCGCGUGUGGUUCCGACACUAGCCAGGACAAGCUGGUGUUCUACGUGCUAGUGCAGACGUUGUACACACUGGGCCACAGCCUGUCCCUCAUCUUCCUCACCACCGGGAGUGCUGUCCUUUGCUUCUUCAGGAAGCUGCACUGCACCAGGAACUCCAUCCACCUCAACCUGUUCCUGUCCUUCAUUCUGAGAGCGGCCGCUGUGCUGGUGAAGGACCACUUUCUCUUCGGCCGCGCGGCGCAUUGCUCUGCUCAGCCCUCGCUGGUGGCGUGUCGAGCCAGCCUGGUGUUGUUGCAGUACUUCAUCAUGGCCAACUUCUUCUGGCUGCUGGUGGAAGCCUUGUACCUCCACACCCUCCUGGUAGCCAUGUUCUCACAGAACACACACUUUGUGGUCUACAUGCUCAUCGGAUGGGGAAUCCCGAGCGUCAUCGUGUUCACAUGGGUGCUGAUGAGGAUUUAUCUGGAGGACACAGGGUGCUGGGAGAGGAAUGACAACCCAAUACCCAACUGGGUCAUCAAUGGACCUAUUGGACUGUCGAUUGUGGUAAACUUCCUGCUCUUUAUCCGCAUCAUUCGCAUCUUGGUGCAGAAGCUGCAGUGUCCCGACGUGGGUGGCGGCGACCACUUGCAGUACGGGCGGUUGGCCAAGUCGACUCUCCUGCUCAUUCCGUUGUUUGGGAUCCACUAUGUGGUCUUUGUGUCGCUCUCGGAAUCCAUGGCCGAAGACUACAAGAUCUUUUUCGACCUGGCCCUCGGAUCCUUCCAGGGUCUGGUGGUUGCCAUCCUCUAUUGUUUCCUCAACAGUGAGGUGCAAGGCGAGCUGACGAGGAAGUGGCGUAGCUUGUGUGUGGACUGCAGCCUGAAGCGAGCUCAGCGGUUAAGCAUCACACUGGCCUCUGGGAAAGGUUCUGAACACACGGUCCACUUCCAACGCACCUCCAGAACUCAGUCCAUCCUCCAGUCUGAGACCACCGUGCUGUGACCGUGCUGCCUAACUGUCAAUGCUUCUGAAUGGUUGUCAAAUGUACUAACCCUUUCUCGCUGAGCUGGUUUGGAGCCACUGUGAACCCCCAGUUAUCGCUGGUGAUGUGUUUCAGAUGCACCUGCAAUAAGUAAACCAUCUGUGAAGAGAGAGCAUAGAAACAUUUUGAACCAUUUUAUCCCUUCCACACACUUGAAACAAUUUUAAACUUAUUUAAUCACACUUAAACUUAGCACAUUUCAAAGUAUUCGUUAUCAAAUUCAAAAUGAGAGAAUAUUUGCAAAAACAAAAAAACAAUCUUCAUCAAUUUGAGCAUUAAAUAUCUUCUUUGUAGUGUAUUCAAUUAAAUGUAGUUUAAAUAAUUUGCAACUCAUUGUACAGUGGACCCUUGAUAGAAUGGACUAAUAACAGUUAUUGUAAAUUUAUAUGAAAAAAAGCUUGUUUGAAAUGUUACCAUACCGGUGUGCUUGGUCAUGGUGACAUUGUUGACGUACAGUACUCAACAUAGGCAAGUCGCUUUCAUAAGCCGUGAGGAAUUGGUGUGCUUCCUAGAUCCAAAUCCAUUUUCUAAAAAAAACUUAUUGUACCAAAAGUAGCAUGUUCCAGACUCCAGAGACUUGUUUUGUAUUCCUCAGAGUUAACGCUGCAGCCAUGCCACACUCUCAACGCACAAUAGACGAUGGAACCGUCAUCACGUGGCCGCCACGUCAAUGCCCCACAUUCAACAUGGCUGCCAAUGGACUAUCAUUCAUUCCUUUUCUGUACCGCUUAUCCUCACAGGGGUCGCAGGCGUGCUGGAGCCUAUCCCAGCUAUCUUUGGGCGAGAGGCGGGGUAACCCUGAACUCGUCUCCAGCAAAUCGCAGGGCACAUAUAAACAAACAACCAUUCGCACUCAUAUUCACACCGACAGGCAAUUUAGUCUUCAAUCAAAUUACCGUGCAUGUUUUUGGGAUGUGGGAGGAAACGCAGAGAAAACCCACGCAGGCACGAGGAGAACAUGCAAACUCCACACAGCCGAGGCUGGAUUUGAACCCAGGUCCUCAGAACAGUGAGGCAGAUGUUCUAACCAGUCAUCCCCUGUGCUGCCAUCUGUUGGACUUGAAUGUAGUCAAAUUGUAUAUCUGUGACCUGGAAAUACAUCAGUCCCAUUCUCUGCGUGCAUUGUGCCACAGCGCCAGUAAACAACAACGGCCAAUUCUGGAACUGACAGACUUUGUCAACGGCAUUUUAAGUGACAAAUCGAAGCUAAUCGACGGUCUGUUUUAUCCGAUAUCCGUUAUAUCAGGUCCACUGUAUUGUUUUUAUUUAUGUUUUAGACAAGGUCACAACUUCAUUGGAAUUGGGGUUUGUGUAUUGAACACAGUCACUGCCAUUGACUGCUUGACAAGUCAAAUAUCCAUGUUAACUGGGAGGGCUGGCACUGAACACACAAAUGUUGACCAAAGCCAUAUAUCAACAAAAGUCUACUAGCUUAAUGCUAAUGUAUAAUGCUGAAAGCCAUAGACGGGCUAGCAGAAUUUAGCAUACAUGUGACUUUGAUUAUAAACUUUCAAACAACUCCUACCUUUACACACAAGGAACAGCAACACAUGGAAACAGAGCACACAAUAAUACUCAAAGGCAUAUUCCAGUAGUAUCCUGUAUGUGUUUGGAUUGAAGUGCUGGUUUCAAGCCUGGGUUAGGGUUUGAAACGAGGGUUAGGGUUUCACAGUAUUGUUUUAAGCCAGGCCAAUGCAGUGUUUCAAGUCAGGGAUGCCUUUUCGAAUAAGGAUUAGGGUUUCAAGACAGUGUUAGAAUAGGAAAUGAUGGUUUGAAGCCUGGGUUAACAUUCCAAACCAAGGUUCGGGUUUUGAUUUCAGUUUUAAAGCCUCGGUUAAGGUUUUUAACUCUGUUUUGGCAGUGUGAACGGUAACUGGCACCAGCUCAGUUUGAAAGGGAUCGUCUCUGGUUAAAUAUGAGCGCCUCUAUGAAGUCACCUGUACGUUUUCACAAGUGUUAACAAUAGAAGAAAAAAAAAUAGUAUUAUAGUACUAUCUAGGCUGAAGGCAAUCAUGCUACCAAUUGUUCAACUUUUAUUAGGUGCAAGACUCCACUCAUCUAUUUGGGGCACACAUAGUCAUCGAAGUCCCAUAAUGUGUUUCAUUGGUCUCCUUAAUUAACAGAGACGUGCACACAGAUACCUCUAGUGGUGCUCUGGCAUUGGCCUUUUUUCCCUGGAUGACAAAACUGUCCUUUUGCCUGGAGCCCUUUUUUUUUUCAUCAAUAUAAGAAAAAAAAACAAAAACGACAAAGAAACUUAUCACUUGAUCCAUGCAACAAACAAGAUGUCAGCAUACAUUUACAGUAUACAAAUGUAAAUACUUGUUGAAAGUGUGUCAAAAAAGUGUUUUAUACGAUGUGAGGUGUAAAUAAGUGUUUAAAGUGUGCUAAGACAAUGAAUGUCGGUCACGUUGUUAUAAAAGUUGUAACUGUCCUUUUGUGCCUGUGUCCAUCUAUCACUCACUGGCGUAUCUGUAUAAUCUCAAAAUGUGACUUUAAAACACACUUAGACCUGUAAAAAGACUAUUAAAAUGUAUUCCUUCGCA
Messenger RNA from Phyllopteryx taeniolatus (common seadragon), 4287 nucleotides. RefSeq names its product vasoactive intestinal polypeptide receptor 2-like. Gene Ontology annotation, molecular function: vasoactive intestinal polypeptide receptor activity; peptide hormone binding; G protein-coupled peptide receptor activity. Gene Ontology annotation, cellular component: plasma membrane. The record is from RefSeq and is a predicted model, not a curated record. The coding region runs from base 316 to 1701 and encodes 461 amino acids. NCBI's taxonomy places the organism in Eukaryota, Metazoa, Chordata, Actinopteri, Syngnathiformes, Syngnathidae. Gene Ontology annotation, biological process: adenylate cyclase-modulating G protein-coupled receptor signaling pathway; cell surface receptor signaling pathway. The transcript is spliced from 12 exons.